This is a messenger RNA of Aspergillus mulundensis, 477 nucleotides long. RefSeq lists its product as uncharacterized. The transcript has a single exon. NCBI's taxonomy places the organism in Eukaryota, Fungi, Ascomycota, Eurotiomycetes, Eurotiales, Aspergillaceae. Bases 1 to 477 code for a protein of 158 amino acids. The record is from RefSeq and is a predicted model, not a curated record.
AUGUGCCAUGUCCAACGCGUAACCAACAGCUGCGGCCACAUAAAUGACCACGUCCUCAUGGCCUGCUAUCUGGCAAAAGAUGUUACGCCGUCACCGUCGCCAUCACCGACCCCUUCCACCUUCACGAUAACCCAGGAGUCCUACACUUCGAUCUCGGCUCCUUCAGCUGACGCGAGUAAAAGAGAGCAGCAGAGUCAAAGCCAAACUCAACAUCAGGAUAAGGGAGGCCAUACUCAGAGUCGGGAAAAGGGAGAGAGCAGCUCGAUACGCUCAGAGAGAUCCGGAAAAUCAAAGAUCUCCAUGGCGCAGAUUCAAGGGCGAGGAGAAUGCUUGAGCAUAAGUGAAGAGGAAGAUAUGAUCCAGCGCUUGGGAUUCGACGCGAGAAAUCAGCCAUACUGCAAGCUUAAGUUCCCUAAGGCCUUGGAUUCGCCCAAGGGCUUCAAGUGUAUGGUUUUUACGUGCGGAAGGGUUGAUUGA